CAAGUUUUCAGGCUUAAAUCAUCACAAAGACUUUAAGCAGCUGGACUGGGUAAAAGUCAAGCUCAAAUGCCAAAGCUAAUGCUUGUUUACGAAUAUGGCUGCCCGUAGCUUUUAUGCUCAUCAUUUCCAUGGUCUCCUGUAUUUUUUCAACUCCAUGGUUUACUUGUUCUUUUAUCAAUAUUCUUCUUUACAGGCACUACAAUUCAACUUCCCUGAUUUCUCAGGCACCCCUAACCUUAACGUUAGUGGAGAUGCCAGCGUCAAAGAUGGAUUGCUAUCGCUUACCAGAAGCCUAACCGGUAAAAGCUUUGUUGAUAGCACAGGUCGUGCUGUCUAUCAUGAAGAGCUUCAACUUUGGGAUCCUGUCACUGGCAAGGCUGCAGACUUCUUUACUCAUUUCUCCUUCAACAUAUCGAUGCUUCAGCCACCAAACGGAGGGGAUGGAAUUACCUUCUUGAUUGCACCAAAUGGCUCAACCAUUCCGGAUUAUUCUUGGGGAGGAUGUCUGGCGCUAAUUGACAAUUGUUCAGAUUUUAACACUUCUGGAUUAGUUGCAGUUGAGUUUGAUACAUACCAGAAUGACUGGGAUCCAAAUGACAAUCACAUCGGUAUAAAUAUCAAUUCCAUUCGAUCAGCAGCCAACAUAACAUGGAAUACAAGUAUCAAAAAUGGAUCAAAAGCACAUGCAUGGAUCACCUAUGAUUCUAGGACUAGAAAUUUGAGUGUGUUCUUGACAUAUCUUGAAAACCCAAUUUUUUAUGGUAAUUCUAGCCUUUCAUAUGAAGUUAAUUUAUCAAAAGUUUUACCAGAGUGGGUCGCUGUCGGAUUUUCAUCUUCUACUGGUUAUCGAACCGAGAUACACAACAUUCUUUCAUGGGAAUUCAAUUCAACAAAAUUAUCCACAGGACCUGAUAAUCAAGGAGAUGGUGGAGGAGUAAAUAUUGGACUGGUAGUUGGAUGUGUGGUUGGUGGAUCUUUUGUGGCUGUUGGGACCAUCGCAAUAUUGCUCUUUUUCUGGAGGAAGAAGACCACUCAACAGAAGAAAGAAGAGGGUUCAGAACAGGACGAUUCUAUGGAUCAUGAGUUUGAGCAUGGCACUGGCCCCAAGCGUUUCUCUUUUGCUGAGAUGGUUCGAGCCACUAAUAACUUCUCUGAAGAAGGAAAACUUGGCGAGGGAGGGUUUGGGGGAGUCUACAAAGGCUUUCUAUCUUCUUUGAACUUAAGCAUCGCAGUUAAAAGGGUUUCUAAAAUGUCAAAACAAGGGAAAAAGGAGUAUAUUGCGGAGGUGAAGAUUAUCAGCAAAUUGAGACAUAAGAAUCUUGUUCAACUCAUUGGUUGGUGUCAUGAGAAAGGUGAGUUCCUUCUAAUCUAUGAGUUCAUGCCCAAUGGUAGCCUUGAUUCUCAUCUUUUUGGAGCUCAAAGUCCACUUUCAUGGGCACUAAGGUAUAAGAUAGCCCUGGGUUUGGCCUCUGCAUUGCUUUAUCUCCAUGAAGAAUGGGAACAAUCUGUCAUACAUAGAGAUGUCAAAUCAAGCAAUGUGAUGUUGGAUUCCAAUUUCAACGCCAGGCUGGGAGAUUUUGGUUUGGCAAGGUUAAUGGAUCAGGAAUUUGGAAUCAAGACAACAAGGCCUGCAGGAACAUUUGGCUACAUGGCACCAGAAUAUAUUAGCAAGGGAAAAGCUAGCAAGGCAUCAGAUGUUUACAGUUUUGGUGUGGUUGCAUUAGAAAUUGCUUGUGGAAGGAGAUCCAUUGAAUCAAAAUCCAAAAAAGAAGCCGAAAUCUCAUUGCUGGAUUGGGUUUGGAGAUCGUAUGAAAAUGGAAGCAUUGUUAAUGUGGCGGAUGAGAAAUUGUACAUGGAUUUUCAUUUGGAACAAAUGGAAUGCUUGAUGAUUGUGGGAUUAUGGUGUGCUCAUCCUGAUAGCACUUUUAGACCCUCCAUUAGGCAAGCAUUGCAGGUUCUUAAUUUUGAGGCACCAUUGCCAAAUCUGCCUAAAACAAUGCCUGUUCCCAAGUAUGAUAUUCCUGCCACCCCUUCAUCUAGUUCAUCACAUGAGCCUUUGAUGUCCAAUUCAUUAGAUACUACGGGCCGUUAAGAAGUUAAGGUAGUUAUCUUAUCUAGUGUUGUAUUCAAGUUUUUCUUUCUUAUAUAUAUAUAUAUAUGGAGAGAGAGAGAGAGAGAGUUGUACUUCUACUUUGUGAAAUUCAAAUAAGAUAUUUCUUUCUUGCAUCAAUUUUCGCAAUCUAAAUUGAUGCAAAAUCAGACAAAUUGAUGCAAAAAGUGUAAAAUUUUUGAAAAUUUUUGUUGCCUCAAUAUGCUCAUUUAAAUAUAAAAAAUUAUC
This is a messenger RNA of Durio zibethinus, 2338 nucleotides long. The record is from RefSeq and is a predicted model, not a curated record. NCBI's taxonomy places the organism in Eukaryota, Viridiplantae, Streptophyta, Magnoliopsida, Malvales, Malvaceae.